CAGGCCCCACCUAUAUAAGGCCAGGGCUGCAGGCUCUUCCUUCGGGUCAGAGUUGCCUCACCGGUACGCAGAGCCCCUUUCAGCGCAGCCCAGACAGGCCCCUCCCACCGCCACCAUGCCGUUCGGAAACACCCACAACAAGUUCAAGCUGAACUACAAGCCUGAGGAGGAGUACCCCGACCUCAGCAAGCACAACAACCACAUGGCCAAGGUGCUGACCCCUGACCUCUACAAGAAGCUGCGGGACAAGGAGACCCCCUCUGGUUUCACACUGGACGAUGUCAUCCAGACCGGGGUGGACAACCCAGGUCACCCCUUCAUCAUGACCGUGGGCUGUGUGGCCGGGGACGAGGAGUCCUACGAGGUCUUCAAGGACCUCUUCGACCCCAUCAUCCAGGACCGGCACGGGGGCUACAAACCCACCGACAAGCACAAGACCGACCUCAACCACGAGAACCUCAAGGGCGGAGACGACCUGGACCCCAACUACGUGUUCAGCAGCCGCGUCCGCACCGGCCGGAGUAUCAAGGGCUACACGCUGCCGCCCCACUGCUCCCGCGGCGAGCGGCGGGCGGUGGAGAAGCUCUCCGUGGAAGCCCUCAACAGCCUGACGGGCGAGUUCAAGGGGAAGUACUACCCUCUGAAGAGCAUGACAGAGCAGGAGCAGCAGCAGCUCAUCGACGACCACUUCCUGUUUGACAAGCCCGUGUCCCCGCUGCUGCUGGCCUCAGGCAUGGCCCGGGACUGGCCCGACGCCCGCGGCAUCUGGCAUAACGACAACAAGACCUUCCUGGUGUGGGUGAACGAGGAGGAUCAUCUCCGCGUCAUCUCCAUGCAGAAGGGGGGCAACAUGAAGGAGGUUUUCCGCCGCUUUUGCGUGGGGCUGCAGAAGAUUGAGGAGAUCUUCAAGAAAGCCGGCCACCCCUUCAUGUGGAACGAACAUCUGGGCUACGUGCUCACCUGCCCAUCCAACCUGGGCACCGGGCUGCGUGGGGGCGUACACGUAAAGUUGGCACACCUGAGCAAGCACCCCAAGUUCGAGGAGAUUCUAAGCCGUCUGCGCCUGCAGAAGCGAGGCACAGGUGGCGUGGACACAGCUGCCGUGGGCUCAGUGUUCGACGUGUCCAACGCCGAUCGUCUGGGCUCGUCCGAGGUAGCGCAGGUGCAGCUGGUGGUGGACGGCGUGAAGCUCAUGGUGGAGAUGGAGAAGAAGCUGGAAAAGGGCCAGUCCAUCGACGACAUGAUCCCCGCCCAGAAGUAGACUCCCCGUCUGCCUGCCGCCGACUGCUGGAGCCCCAGCCGAAGGGAAGGCCCGGCCCAGUGGAGAUACGCCCCUUCACCCCUUGCCCCGCCCCUUUCCCCCGGAGGCUGGCCUGUGCUGGUUCCAUCAACCCGGGGCCCUAUCCACCCUUCUUGGAACCCGCGGCCCCGUUCCAACCGGAGUUCCAAUCAGUGGGCUCCAUCCUCUGGGUUCUGGCCAAUGAAAAUCCUCCCUUACACCCUCCUCUCCUUUCCCCAGAGCUCUGCUCACCAGUAGGAGUUCUGGCUAAGGCAGAGUGCCUUACGUAUCUGGAGCUCACGCUUUUUUUCCAUUUAAAGCAACAAGUAAAAGCAAUGGUGGCCUUAA
This is a messenger RNA of Artibeus jamaicensis (Jamaican fruit-eating bat), 1627 nucleotides long. RefSeq names its product creatine kinase, M-type (gene CKM). The record is from RefSeq and is a predicted model, not a curated record. Lineage: Eukaryota; Metazoa; Chordata; Mammalia; Chiroptera; Phyllostomidae. Gene Ontology annotation, biological process: phosphocreatine biosynthetic process. The transcript is spliced from 8 exons. Gene Ontology annotation, molecular function: creatine kinase activity. The coding region runs from base 116 to 1261 and encodes 381 amino acids.